AUCACUUUCCUAUUGUGUUAUAAUAAUUAUUAAUUGUGAGACGACAUUUUCAUUACUUCUAGAAUAAUUAUUCAUACGAUAGUAUAUUUCUAUAUUGAGUGAUAGACAAACCAUAAUUUUCAUCAUGAAAAUAAUAAAUAUUACAAUUUUCGUAUUUUUGUUUGUGAUACAAGCAUAUUCCUUACCAAAUGGAGUAAAAACAGAUCUACCUGACCUACCUUGUGAUCCAUCUGUAUGUGUACUUCCAGAAUGUUACUGCCCUGAUGGCGAAAACGGAACAUUUGUCCCAACUGAAACUGAACCUGCGAUUGUGCCAGAAGCCGGAAAGGAGGUUGGUAUAUCACCUAUUCCUUAUACAACUUUGGAACCUCAACCACCAGACAAUACAACUACGACAGUUGCACCCUCAACAAAUACUACUACAACUUCUACAACGACAGAACCACCCAAACCCGACACUACAACGCCAUCUACUACAACAUCAAGUACAACUGUAGCACCAAACACUACAACCGAAGCUCCAAAAACUACCACACAAGCACCAAAUACUACUACAUUAGCACCCAAUACUACUACUUUGGCACCAAAUGUUACAACUGUAGCACCAACAACUCUUGCCCCAGCAACUACUACAGUUGCACCACACAGUCACACACAGCGAUUCGAUUUCCCAAGCUUUAUUGGUGGUAUAAUGUUAACACUAGGUUUGUUAGCAAUUGGAAUUAUAUCCCAUAAAUUUUACAAAGCACGUACGGACCGUAAUUAUCACACUCUUUAAAAAAUAAUAAUUAAUAUAUUCGUUAAUGCUGAUUAGUUAAAGAAAAAAGAAAAAAAAUUGAGCUCAUCUGCAUUUAUUUUUUUUAAUUUUUUUUCUCGCCAAUUUGAUCUGUUAAAUAGUUUAUUGAUUAUUCUAUUUUUUGGGUGUUAAAUUUAUUUUAUUUUUGUUUUAAGUGAAUCAUUUUUCAUUUAGAAUAUGAUAUUUUGUUUUGUGAAUUAGAAUGGCAAAAGAAAAACAAAUGAAACUUUAAUUAACUCCAUCAAAAAUCUAGUCUUAGAAUCUCAUAAAUUUUGAUUACCAAAUGUUAAAAGACAACAUUUCAAAAAAUAUAGCUAGAAUUUUUUUAUAAGGGCUUUAAUCCUCAAUGAUUUUCCUUAUUUCGAUUAACUGUACCAAAUGUCGAAGAGCUGUUUAUCUAUGAAUAAGCAUAAUGCAUCGCUCGUUAGGGUUAAUUUAGGCAAAAGAAUUUACUACUAAUUUUCAAUUUUGUUUAAAAAAAGAUAUUUUUUGAUAAAAUAAAAAUUUGCUCAUUUGCUCAAUGAUUUUUUCAAUGGCCAUGAUAUUUUUUGUUGUAUUUUACUCAAAAUGGCUCAAUUACUUAAAUUAAGAAAAUAUUUUGUUGCCAUUCUAGUUACACUAUUUAUAAGUUGAAAAAAACAAAUUGAUUCUCAUUUAUAAGCAAAACCAGUUUAUAUUUCAGCAUGGAAUAUAUUGUGAUAAAUUAUUAGUCAAUAAUUUUCUAAAAGAAUUUAUUUAUUCAUAAGACUUUCACAUUAUUUAUCUGGUUAAAUCUCAAUAGCUUCCCAAUUCACGAAGGUGUAUUCCGAAGAAAAAUACUGAAAAACUAUUCGAUCAAACUUGACAUUCUGUUCAAAUUCGGAUAAAAAAAAAUUUUAGUCUCAACCAGGAGAAAAUCGUAAAAUAUUUUUAAUUUGAUGUGAUUUUCUUCCCAUAUACUAGAUAAAAAUAAUAAAGAUGAAAAAUCUUGUUCGAAUUGUCCGUGUUAAGUAAAUCGUAUCGAGGCUAUCAUUUGGGUCAUAGCUCAUGAAAGAUUUAUCAAGGAAUUUAAGCUAUCAAGAGUCAGUUUUUAGCUACUUUUAAAGGCAAAAUGAAAGGACAAGUUUAUCGUGGCGAUCAGUUUCAUAGAUUAGCGAUAUAGUUUUCGAGAUUAGACUCUUGAAAAUGCGUUUUUUUCUAAACAUCUCGGGAUGAAUAAAUUCAGCACCAGGUUGAGUUUCAAAUUUUUGUUUUCUUGGGUCUAAUUUAAAUUUUCAGGUUGUUCGUCAUACGGAAGCUAACCAAUAAGAAUUUUUAAUAAAUUAACUAUAGACGCUUAUUUUAUGACGUAUUUUAAGAAAUUAAAUUUUUUAUCAUCGUUUCGUCCUUCAAUAAUUAUUUCAUUAUUUUUAUCUAGUAAUUUUUGUAUAAUUACGAGACUUAAAUAAUCAGGGUUUUUUUUUUGUAAUUAUUGAAUUUCAUAACAUUAUUUCGAUUCGAUUAAUUACAACGAGCAUAUAUCACAUAAGCGCUUUUAGAAUGAAGCUUAAAUCUACGAUGAAAGUCCCUUCGUGAACGGCAGGUUAAUAUAAUAAUUAUUGGUAUAAAUAAUAUUCAAAGCUUUCUCAAAUUAUCAUAUCUCUUUUAUUUUUAUAUUUUAUUAAUAUUGAUAAAAUUGAACUGGUUUUGCAGUGACGGAAAUAACAUUAUUGCAAAUUAAACUACUCGAAACCAUACCAAUUAAAAACAAAAAUGUAAUUUAACUUUCUCAAGUCUUAACGGUUCGAGUGUUUAAUUUAGUAUUAUUUAUAAUUAUAUACUCUCCCCCUCUAAUUAAUUUACCAUAAUACAGUAUAUCAACAAGAAUAAGAUCUAUAAAUUUGUAUAUUGCCAGGUCGUAAUCAGAUAAUUUUUUUAAUUAGUGAAUAAAAUCAAAAAAAUGGUACUCGAAUAUAUUUUCUAAAAUCUCAAUUUAUCUGAAUACGAUCUUAAAUAUUUAGUGAUUUUUGUUUUUAAUUAUUUGAUUAAUAUUUUUAUAAAUAAAUAGUAUAAAAGCUGACCGUAAGUAAUUCUUCUUUGUGUUAACUUUCAUAUACUCAAAUAUGAAAUGAUAUUUGUAAAGCUCCGUGGUGUCAUCAUUAGGGGGGCUAUAAAUACAUUCCUCCUAAAUAUUUUUUGUCUUUCGAGCCUAAUGUGUAAAAGGAACUGAAAAAAAGGUCAAAAAGUUCAUUUAUUGUACACUAAAAAUUAAACUUUAGUGUUGUUAAGGAGGAUUUGCUACGUUCAGCUAUUUUACUAAAGUGAAAAAAAAAUUAAAUAUUAAUUCUACAUAUGUGAUUAAAAAAAUUAAAAUGCACUAUUUUAAUCUAGAAUAUGUUUUCUAGUGUAAAAAUUACCACAUAAAAAUAUUUCUCACAUUAUAAAAUCUCUAAAAAUAUUACAU
Molecule: messenger RNA, 3218 nt
Organism: Chrysoperla carnea
Lineage: Eukaryota; Metazoa; Arthropoda; Insecta; Neuroptera; Chrysopidae
Product: integumentary mucin C.1-like
Exons: 3
Coding region: 125-778 (217 amino acids)
Cellular component (GO): cytoplasmic vesicle
Source: RefSeq, a predicted model, not a curated record